Messenger RNA from Oncorhynchus keta (chum salmon), 4401 nucleotides. It is a transcript of the gene pgap4, whose product is annotated as post-GPI attachment to proteins GalNAc transferase 4. Gene Ontology annotation, cellular component: Golgi membrane. Gene Ontology annotation, molecular function: glycosyltransferase activity. The coding region runs from base 2017 to 3207 and encodes 396 amino acids. The transcript is spliced from 3 exons. Gene Ontology annotation, biological process: GPI anchor biosynthetic process. NCBI's taxonomy places the organism in Eukaryota, Metazoa, Chordata, Actinopteri, Salmoniformes, Salmonidae. The record is from RefSeq and is a predicted model, not a curated record.
ACAAUUGAAAGCAAAAUGUAUAGAAUUGUAAACAAAAAAUCAGACAUCAAAACCCCCAAAAAUGUUAACAAAUAAUUUUAAAGCGAAAGCAAAUCUCUAUGACAAAUGAUUACAAUUUUUUUUAAACGAAUACAAAAUGAAUGCAAAACUAAUGCCAAAUGAAUGCAAAACUUUCCCAGCAACCAAUCCUAUUGAAAUACAUUUAGCCUACGCUCUUGCCUGCAUGUGCUACCUUUUGGUUACGCUACUAGUAUUUUUGCUUCUAUGUCUGUUUCUUUGCUUUCACUGCCAGUCUUUUCGAUUGCGAGUUUUGGCAUUAUUAUUCCGUGAAGGGCGGGAUUUAGAGGGAGGCGUAGACAAUGAGUCUCCAUUGGUUCGCUAGUUUUUGGAGUGAGGGUUCGUUUUAGCCCAAUCGAUGAACAUGAUAGACAGGCUUUUUUCUAUUUUAUUUUACAAAUUUGGGGAUUUUGCCUUUGUCUUAUUUUUGUUUACAGUUAGCUGUCAAUUGUUUGGUUUUUGAUUUCAACAUCCAUUAUUUCACCCGUCCUCGAAAAUAUACUGUUAACAUUCUUAACUUUAUUUUUAAUGUUCACGAUUUGUUUUCUUUUUAAUUCAAUACAUAUGGUACGGAUAAGUAAAAGAUUUUAAGCGCUCUGCGUUCUCCCCUCAACGUCUCCCAUAUCAGACAGUAUGCUCUCUGAAGCCUCGUUCGCAAAACCAUAUGCACUCCGUUAUGUUACGCCGGAUGUCAUGCAUUUCAAUUGGUACAUCCCCUUGCGGUUGAACGCUCCGUUGCGAUACGAACAGCGCAUAUUUUGAUAUUUUUCUAACUUUUCCUCGUCUUCAGUCCAGAGUCCGUCGAAGAACAGGAAGUUACCAAACCACAAGAGAUGGAAAUAUGUUUUUAGGAAAUGGCUUUAUGGGAUAGCUAGCAACUUGUUGUGAACAAUUACCCAUUCCUUAAAGUGGAUCUUGCUAGCUGCAAUGUUAUCUUCAACCUAGCCUUCCUUUAGCUAGCUGCUGGUAACAGUUAGCUGAUCUGCAGUGCAAACUAUCUUGACUUUGUAUAAAGGUAGAGGAACUUGUUGAGGGAAAAGUAAUUAAACAUGUUUAAUAACCUCAAGCUAUAUAUUUGUCCUGUUUCUUGAACGAAAAGGUCAUAUUUUGCAAUAUCACAAAAUAAAUUCAAUCUCUGACGAGAGACAGGCUCUCCUCCAUUUUGCGACUUUUACUAAGACCACACCAAAGACGUUUUAACUAACCCAAGAUAGACCACAUCCUGUCCUUUCCAAUGGAAACAAAUGCAUCCUAGUGGGCAGAACCAAGUACAAGCUAGCGAUAUCUGCCUCAUUGUUCAAUCUGUAACUAGUCUUAUUCAGUAGCCGGGCAAGACUCAGUGAAAACGACGUAAAGAUAUACGUUACGAUGUAAACCGGGCAUCAGGUGUUGUUGGAAGAUCACCAUUUUAAAAUGCAAAACUUAAGUGCGCAUUUUGAAACAACCCUUGAUUCUAGCUACCGCAACUAUGUUACCACAUUGGAAGUUAUGUUUCUCCUGGAACAUGGGAUCUAAUGGAACCGUGGAAUGCUGCAGGUAGCAGCAGAGUUUGUAGAUGGUCUACAGUUGGAUACUUUUAAUUGGCUUUUCCUUGGCCAGAGAUACUUGGACAAUAUCAAACGUGGAUAUCUAAUUUUGUACACAUUUUGCUGGAGGAUAAAAGCUAUGAAAAGCAACCAUAUCAAUGCUUUGCGUACAGAGCUUUUAUUUUUGCUGUUCCGGUCUGGUUGCUUUGACAUCAGUUUUCACUACACUAGUUCGCCUUUAGCCACCACAACUCUUUCACACAGCCAACCUGGAAAUUAACAGUUGUACGAAGGCGUUGCCAAACCCUGACAUUGCAAACAGCUCAGAUCAAAUAUCCCCUUUUACAUAAGGUUUGUUAAAUCAUUAUUGAGACCUGAAUCUUUUUUUUACAUUUUUUUUUUUUACUCAACACUACAAUACUCAUCUUUACCAAUGCCUCGAUGGAAAGCUCUGGCGAGCCAGCAUUUACGGUGGUCCAGCCCUGUUGCCCAAGGACUAGUUUUAUGUAUCAUAACGUUUGGCAUCGUACUGCCGUUGUGCUGCCACAGGCUACUCUAUUCCUACUACUACAUUAAAUCGAUGUACUUGAAUGACAUGAGCGAUCAGUUUCUAGCGGAGAGCUACGAGAGAGGGCAGGAGGCUUUGGAAUUCUGGGAGGCGUCACGGUCUACCACCGGGUCGGCUGGCUUUUCCAACAUCGCCAAGGGAUCCGAGCUGUUGAUCACUGUGGUAACGGCCAGGCGAACGGAGGGCAAGGAAUUUCACUAUCUGCUUCAAGUGAUGCAGCGGCUGGUUUCCCUCCUGAGAGGAUGCAGCGAGGGGCGGCGUUGCGCUGAAGUGCUGGUGUGUGAUGUGGAAAGCGGUCCCCUGGACAACGAGGAUGCGGCGCUACUGGAGAGCCAGUUCUUGGUGGUGCGGAGGUCCCUGGAGGAGCAGUGGAAGAACCAGGCUCACGUCAACACCUUUGAGAGGGAGAAGAGGGACUACGUCUACUGUCUGCGCAAAGGAUGGGAGCUGGCAAGCCCCAAAAACAUGAUGGUCCUUGAGGACGACGCAUUACCCAGGGCGGACUUCUUUGCCGUGAUCCAAGAUUUACUCUCGCGGCGCUUCGCCCUCCACACCCUCUACGUCAAGCUCUACCACCCGGAGAGGCUGCAGCGCUACUGGAACCCCGAACCCUACCGCAUCCUGGAAUGGGUGGGACUUGGACUAGUCGGGGCUACCGCACUCCUCCUAAUCCUUAGUCACGGUACACCUUUCUCUUUCUCCCUCUCCACCACCCACCUCCUCUUCCUCACUUUGUACAUCAUGGUCGCCGUAGAGCUGGCUGGUCGGCAUUACCUACUCGAGGUACGGCGCUUCUCGCCGCAGCUCUACGCCGUGUCCCCGGCGACCGAGUGCUGCACACCUGCCAUGCUGUUUCCGGGUAACUCAUCCCUCAGGGCGGCGGAGUACCUGGAUGGAUCAUUCUGCAUCAAGGGCAAUGCUAAGGACAUGGUUCUGUAUCAGAUGGCUCGGACUAUAACCGGAGAGAGAGCGCACAGCAUAGAGCCCAACCUGGUCUCCCACAUCGGGGCUUUCUCCUCAGUCAGGGCCAACCCAUCCAGGCCUAGACUUCUUUGAGGAACACCUGAAAAGAGAUUUGAGGCUGCGUCCCAGAUUGCACUGUAUUCCCUAUAUAGUGCACUAUUAGGCCAAUAGAGCUCUGGUCAAAAGUAAUGCAUGUAGGGAAUAGGGUGGCAUUUAAUCAGGGUUGGAGACUAUUCCAUUUCAACUCAGGAAGUAAACUGAAUUGAAAUGGAAUUUACUCCAAUCCUUUGUUAAAUAUGACUGAAUAUCACCAUACAGGGUUACCUAACACUCCAUAGGGAUACAUAGCACUGUGUUAACAUCCCUGACAUAUACCCAAAUCCAACCAAUGGUGCCUGUAAUGAUCGUCCUUGAUGGACAUUGAAGGUCUCUAUCCAGCCUACUGUAAGAUUUUACCCAUGUAAAUGGAUCUAUUUAACCCAUCUAGGCUAGAUCUAUUUCACUUAUGCAAUAUUUGGGUACACUCCACACACAUUGGGUACACUUUGGAAUACAGUAUGUUCUAUGUUGGCAUAACCAUGUACUGCAUAUCCCCUGAAGGUUCAAAUGAGAUGUAUCAUUUAAAAUACCAAAACGUAUUGCUGUAGUUGUUGAACUAAGGCUAAUGAUAAUCAAAGGAUUAACUACUUUAACAGGUUGUUAAAAUCUAAUUUAACCAUUGGACAAUGGCAAUAUUACUGGACUGUGACACUUUGAAUGUCUGACACUUUGAAUGUCUGAAAGAAAAACAAUUAAAUAUAUUAAGAUAUACUCUUUAAACCUUUGUGUUUAUUUAGUGAUUUGAUGCUGUGUGCUUACAUCAUACAUGCUGUACACUGAGUGUAAAAAAUGUUAGGAACAGGGGCUCUUUCCAUGACAUAGACUGACCAGGUUAAUCCAGGUGAACGCUGCUGUGUUUUUCGCUCUCCAGUUUCCCGUUUGUAUCAGGAAUGAUUCACCACCCAAAGGACAUCCAGCCAACUUGACAACUGUGGGAAGCAUUGGAGUCAACAUGGCCAGCAUCCCUGUAGAAUGCUUUCGACACCUUGUAGAUUCCAUUCCCUGAUGAAUUGAGGCAGUUGAGGGCAAAAGGGGGUGCAACUCAAUAUUAUGGUGUUCCUACUGUUUUGUACACUCCUGUUGACCUUAGACACUGUAUAACUAGCAUCCAUGUGUGUUUAAUCACUUUCCGUUUUUUGAAUACUACACUGUGGACACUUAACACUUCUAAUAAAAUAAUACACAUCA